Molecule: messenger RNA, 579 nt
Organism: Phyllostomus discolor (pale spear-nosed bat)
Lineage: Eukaryota; Metazoa; Chordata; Mammalia; Chiroptera; Phyllostomidae
Gene: VPREB3
Product: V-set pre-B cell surrogate light chain 3
Exons: 2
Coding region: 59-424 (121 amino acids)
Biological process (GO): immunoglobulin production; immune response
Source: RefSeq, a predicted model, not a curated record
CUAAAGCACCUGGAGCACACCCAACAGAACACUCCCGUCUGCCUCCCUGCUGCCGGCAAUGGCCUGGUGGCACCUGGCCCUCCUUCUGAUUGGAGACCUACUGGCAGUCUCUCAGCCAGCUCUGACCCAGCCAGAUGCACAGUUGGUCUUCCCAGGCCAAGUGGCCCAACUCUCCUGUAUGAUCAGCCCUCGCCAUGCCACCAUUGGGGACCACGGAGUGUCUUGGUACCAGCAGCGAGCAGGGAGCGCCCCCCGCUAUCUCCUCUACUACCGUUCAGAAGAGGAUCACCACCGCUCCCCAGACAUCCCGGAUCGUUUCUCAGCAGCCACAGAUGCAGCCCACAAUACCGGCAUCCUGAUCAUCAGCCCUGUGCAGCCAGAGGAUGAUGCAGACUAUUACUGCUCUGUGGGCUACCUACCUUAGGGGUGGGGUGUGGGAUGAAUGCCUCCUGUCUGUCUCCCACUUCUGUCCUCGACCUUAGGCCCCUCUCUAACUUUCUCUGAGCCUUGAUGUUCCUCCUCUGUAAAAUGGACUAAUAAUAUCUGGCAUGUCAACAAUGACUAUUCUAAGGGCCAUGA